CUGGUGAUGCACCAAUCACAGUGCGCCUUGCCCUAUAUAAGGCCUUCAGGCCCCGAGGCGCUUUAUGCUGCUUCUGGUGGUUGCCAUUUUGUUUGUCGUUCUUCGUGCAAUGUUGGAGACGGCUCCUGCGGCCACAUCGGACACUGCUCUGGUUCCUAUGGAGAAUCCGCUAGCUAAGAAGAGAGGGAGGAGGCCGGGGGUCCUGCCAGGCUCAAGUCGCAAGGCCUCGAGCCUUUCCGUGUCCAAGCUGAUAACGGAGGCGCUGUCGGUGUCCCAGGGACGAGCAGGCGUGUCGGCGGCCGCACUCAAGAAGGUGCUGGCGGCCGCCGGCUACGACGUGGAGAAGAACAACAGCCGCAUCAAGCUGGGCCUCAAGAGCCUGGUGAGCAAGGGCACCCUGGUGCAGACCAAGGGCACCGGUGCCUCGGGCUCCUUCAAGCUCAACAAGAAGUCUAUUCCUGAGUCCACCACGAGCAAGGUCAAAAGGCCCGCUUCCGCCCAGGGGAAGAAGCUCACCUUACCCAAGGAUUCGAAGUCCCCGAAGAGUGCCAAGACCACCAAGACGGCCAAGAAGUCCCGGAAAGCGGCAGCUCCGAAAGCACCGCGGAGCGGCGGGAAGGCUAAGGGAGCCCGGGGCAAGCAGCCCGGGAGUAGCUCGGGGAAGGCUCGAGCGGGGAAGCUUCAGUCCGGGAAGGUCAAGGUCACCCAGCGGAAGACGCGUGCCAGGAAGGUAGCCUCCAAAAAGUAAACCGGAAACCGGAUGAUUCUCAACCCAAAGGCUCUUUUAAGAGCCACUCCAAGUACUUCCAAAAGGGCAUGGCACGGAGCACUGAGCUUAUAAAUAGGCCUUCACAGGGUCUAUUAAGCAAGUUCAAUUGCAAAACGUGUGAAGUCUCGUCAAAUGUGUUCAAUAGGGAUUACAGUAUUUGAAGAUUAUUCUUGUGUUGUCUAAUGUGAGAGAGUUCACACAUUUACAGUUAG
Molecule: messenger RNA, 981 nt
Organism: Suricata suricatta (meerkat)
Lineage: Eukaryota; Metazoa; Chordata; Mammalia; Carnivora; Herpestidae
Gene: H1-6
Product: histone H1t
Exons: 1
Coding region: 65-748 (227 amino acids)
Biological process (GO): nucleosome assembly
Cellular component (GO): nucleosome
Molecular function (GO): DNA binding; structural constituent of chromatin
Source: RefSeq, a predicted model, not a curated record